Molecule: messenger RNA, 2690 nt
Organism: Psammomys obesus (fat sand rat)
Lineage: Eukaryota; Metazoa; Chordata; Mammalia; Rodentia; Muridae
Gene: Isg20l2
Product: interferon stimulated exonuclease gene 20 like 2
Exons: 4
Coding region: 368-1543 (391 amino acids)
Biological process (GO): intrinsic apoptotic signaling pathway in response to DNA damage by p53 class mediator
Cellular component (GO): nucleus
Molecular function (GO): nucleic acid binding; 3'-5'-RNA exonuclease activity
Source: RefSeq, a predicted model, not a curated record
CGCCCCCGCCCCCACCCACGCCGCCGCCGCCACCGCCGCCGCUGCCGCUGCUCACGCACUCCGAGUCGCUGGCCUCGCUGCCUGAGGUGGGGGCGCAGCGGGCGCGUGUGCGCCGGCCCCCUUCUCGCAGCCAUCCGCGCUCCUGCCGUCCGGGUAUACGUCGGCGUGCGCCUGCUUCCGCAUCCGGCUCUGGACGCUUGCGAUCUUAGUGGAACCCAACUUGGAGUAUCGGGAUUACUUUUGUCCCCAGGGCUAAUUGCAGACCUCCACAUGUUGAACUACGGGAUUCCACAGAGAAUGAGCCUCUCAUCCUUCUUCCAUCAAUAAGCCAUUCUUGCCAGCUGCUCACCCAUCAUCUGCUGUCCUCAUGUCUACCAUACUCCUGAAUUUGGACUUUGGGGAACCUUCAAAAAAGGCAUUUGGAGGAAAUGCCAAGCAUCAACGUUUUGUCAAGAAGCGACGGUUCUUGGAACAGAGAGGAUUUCUGAAUAAAAAGAACCAACCCCCUAGCAAGGUGUCUAAAUUGAACUCAGAACCUCCAAAGAAAGGGGAAACUUCAAGAGUAGAUGGCAUUUUUAAGAUCCUUCCUUGCCCAAAGAAGAAAGAGGCAGCUGCCUCCAAAAGGGAGGCAGAGCAGUCCAUAGACAAGAAAGCAUCAUUGUCUUGGCUGACCCCUGGUCCUUCAAAGAAGAAUGAUUCUGUUGUGGCUAAAAUAGAUUUGCUAGGGGAGUUUCAGAGUGCCCUUCCAAAGAUUAAGAGCCACCCAUCUCCCACCCAAAAGGGCUCCAAGAAGAAGCCCUUGAAAAAAAAUGCCUCCGAGAACUCCACCCAAGCUCCAUCAGAGAGUAAGGGCUCCAAGAAGCCCUCACAGAAAAGUGCUGCACAGAACUCCAUGCAAGGUCCUUCAAAGAAUAAAGGCUCCCAGAAGCCCUUGAAGAAAAAUGCUGCACAAUGCUCCACCCAAGCUUAUUCAGAGGAUAAGUGCCCUAAAGUCUUCCAAAACUUACCAGGGAAGAUGGUAGCAAUCGAUUGUGAAAUGGUGGGCACAGGACCCAAGGGGCGUGUUAGUUCCUUAGCUCGCUGCAGCAUUGUGAACUACAAUGGAGAUGUACUUUAUGACGAGUAUGUCCUCCCCCCCUGCCAUAUUGUGGACUACCGGACCAGAUGGAGUGGCAUCCGAAAGAGCCACAUGGCAAAUGCUACACCCUUUAAGAUUGCUCGAAGUCAGAUCUUGAAGAUUCUCUCAGGGAAGAUAGUGGUAGGGCAUGCCAUCCACAAUGACUACAAAGCCCUACAGUACUUUCACCCCAAGUCCCUCACGCGUGACACUUCCCAAAUACCACUCCUCAACCGGAAGGCUGACUGCCCAGAGAAUGUCACUUUGUCACUGAAGAAUCUCACCAAGAAGCUGCUGAGUCGGGAUAUCCAGGCUGGAAAAAAUGGACAUUCCUCGGUGGAAGAUGCCCAGGCCACCAUGGAGCUGUAUAAGUUGGUUGAAGUUGAAUGGGAACAGCACCUGGCGCAGAAUCCUCCAGAAAAUUAGCAAUCUCAGGGAGACACAUGCAGUAGACCAACCCACAGUUCUGCCAGCUUUACACCUGUAAAAGCUAGAAUUGUUGGAGAGAGGGGCUUGACCAGAGACUUAAUAUCCAUUGACAUUUCAUCUCCGCUAUUGUGGUCGCUGUGUGGUUAAGUGUCUCAUGGAAGGGGAAAGCAUUCAUGUUAAAACCCACCUUUAAGUCAGGCAGGUGGCCCAGGCCUGUAAUCCCAGGUAUUUGGGAGGCUUAGACAGGUUACAGAUUUAAGGUCUGCCUGGGCUGCAGAAUUAGUGAGGCCUAGGCUAGUGAGACCCUGUAUUAACAUAAAAAGAGGGCCUGGAGUAAAGCUCAGUGCUAGAGCCCUUAUCUAGCAUGCAUGGAUAACUAGGUUCAGUCUCUGGGAGUGGGUUGGGGGAGGGUAGAGGAAUGGAACACAACAUGAUGAACCGUAGGCUGUUUACUUCAUUAAUAGUGCUAACCACAUGUCACAGGGUGCUUGUGCCAUUUGGCCUUCUUAACUUUGAAGGGAGCAAGGCACACCAGGGAAUACAGUUUCCCACACUUCCGUAUCUUUAGGACGUGUUUCCUUUUGGUGGGGAGUGAAACGGAGUUGCUCUGUUGCCAAGGCUGGCCUCAAACAUUUUGACUGAAAUGACUUCUUCCCCAGCCUCAUGAGGAGCUGGGACUGUAGGUGUGUGUUCACCACAGUGCCUGAUUCUUUAACUAUUGUUUUUUGUUUGUUUGUUUUAAAGUUGUUAACAGUAUCCUUUGACUUUCAGAGAUGUCCUGAUUGGAGCUAGGCAUGGUAGUCUGUCAUCCCAGGACUCUGGAGGGCAAGGCAGGAAGAGCAAAAGUUCUAGGCCAUUUUGAGUAUGUAGAGGAGCUCUGGCUCAUAGAAGUAGAAAAAGAAAAAGAAAAGAUUGUGGAGUUGCUUGCUGGCUUGUAUAGUCACAUUACAUAGCACUGAAUAACAGUUUACUUAAUCUAGGUUCCACUUAGUUUAAAAAGAAUUUACAUAGUUUUAAUAGUCUUCCAAAUUUUCACUUUGCAAAUGAACCCUCUUAAUUCAAAUGAAUCUUUUUAUGAAUUUUUAUGCUAGAAACCUGGUGGGUUGUUUUUGUUUUUGUUUUAUAAAGAUGUAUUUUUAUUUUA